AUGCCUUCGACGCUGGAGGGCCAAAUCACCAUGGAGAAAACGCCAAGCUACUUUGUGACGAGCCAUGCCCCUAAGCGCAUUCACACCAUGGCACGGGACAUCAAGCUCAUUAUAGUGGUGCGUAAUCCUGUAACAAGAGCCAUUUCGGACUACACACAAACUUUGUCCAAGAAGCCAGAGAUUCCCACUUUUGAGGUUCUAGCUUUCAAGAACCGGACGCUCGGACUAAUUGACGCCUCAUGGAGUGCUCUGCGUAUAGGGAUUUACGCCUUGCAUUUAGAGACGUGGAUGCAGUAUUUCCCUCUGUCACAGAUGCACUUUGUGAGCGGGGAGCGUCUGAUCGUGGACCCGGCGGGAGAGAUGGCCAAAGUGCAGGACUUUUUAGGACUCAAGCGAAUCGUUACAGACAAACACUUUUACUUCAAUAAAACGAAAGGAUUCCCCUGUCUGAAGAAACCGGAGGACAGCAGCAUGCCUCGGUGCCUGGGCAAAUCCAAAGGCAGAACUCAUCCCAAAAUCGACCCAGACGUGAUUCGGCGGCUGCACAAGUUCUAUAAGCCCUUUAAUAUGAUGUUCUACCAAAUGACUGGACAGAACUUUGAAUGGGAGCUAGAGGCCGAACAUGAACACAAAAGUGCUCAGGACUGA
Knipowitschia caucasica is the source of this 648-nucleotide messenger RNA. The record is from the annotation of a GenBank genome assembly. NCBI's taxonomy places the organism in Eukaryota, Metazoa, Chordata, Actinopteri, Gobiiformes, Gobiidae.